AUGGAACCCGGACAGUCUGAAGCUAAACGUCCUCGUCUCGACCCUCCCGCUUCGUCACCAUGGGCGUCUUCACAUCAGGGACCCAUCCUACCCCCACCGCAACCAGCGCAAACUCAUCACCAUCCCGCCUUGUCUCCAUUCCAGUCUCAUAGUAUAUACGGUCGCCAGCCGGAGCCACCACCGCCUCACCAGGCUCACCACCAUCCCGACGACCGCCGCCAUCAUGAGCAAGAAUCAUAUCCACAUCCACCUCCGCCAAUGCAGGAUCACCAUCGACAACCUCCUCCCUCUCCGGUUCACGCACCGCCGUUCCCCCCGUACCGCAGAGAUUCGAUCGUGAAGAGAGAGUCCGGCGAGGAGACCCCUCUGCCCCAGAUGCGCCGCCCAAACUCGACAGGCAACGCUCCGGAGGGCCUGCCAUCGCAUCCAUCUGGGCAUCCUCCAUACCUGGGCCAGCAUCCAGAGGACCACCGAAGACCACCGAGCUUCGACAAUGGCGCCUCGAUGCCCCCGUCGCCUCAGGUCUACCGGCCUCAACAGCAGCUACCGCCCUUCCAUGCGCCACCCACGCCCAUCGCCCAGCACACACCCCAAUAUGACGCGCCUACACCUGGUUACGGGCCGCCCUCGGUGUCUGACAUGUAUUCUACCGUCCCGGUGGCUAGUGCAAAACGUAAAGCCCAGCGCGCCUCCCAGGCUUGUGACAGCUGCAGACAGCUCAAGGCAAAGUGUGAUGAGCAGCGGCCAUGUAAGAACUGCAAGGACAAGAAUGCCCUCUGUGUCUACAGAGACCUGCCGACUAAGCAGCCGGACAAGGUCAGCGCGGACAUUCUGGAUCUUAUGAGCGCUCUCAAGAGCCAAAUAACCAGUGAAUUCGGCAGGAUGGACCAGCGCAUGACGAAGAUGGAUCAGCGCAUGACGAAGAUGGAUCAGCGUAUGAUGAAGAUGGAACAGGCAAUGAGACCUUCCGAUCAGGCCUCUGGUUUGAAGCUUGAAUCUGUGGAGGACGACCAGGAACAGCAUUACGAUCAGUCUCCUACAUUGAACGGCAAGGACGCACAUGACUUGGACCCUCCGUCGCCGAACGAGGACGACGACCCCAGCCGCGACUACGUUGUCAAGGCUGCGCGAGAAACAGUGCGCCAGAUGGAUGACGAUGAGAUUGAAACCCAACCAGGCCCACCAGUGGCACCUGGGCAGCCGUCCCUUCCUGUGGACCACACAACAUCAGCAACGAACAUCUUGAAGUGGCCUUCGGUGAAGAAUUUAUGUGAAGAUUUUCUUCUGAAGGAGGGGAUCCAGUACGUUGGCGAGUUUCCCAUCCGCCAGGAACAGCAACGCGGCGUGCUUCGAGUUUUUGGUCGGGGAGAAGGCUUUGACCAGGAAAUCCGCACAUCGGUCAAAAGCGGCCAUCCUAUGGAUCAGAUAAUGACGGACGUCAACGACGAUUUCUCAGACGUAGCGUCGCCUAACCCCCCGCCAGAGGCAUGGGGCCAGGUUGGAGGCAUAUCGCCGCCAGGUAUCGAUACAUACAAAGGCGGCGUGCUCAAUUCCGACGGGACUCCGGACUUCGACCGCGCCAAGGUCGACCAGUAUGUCGACAGUUUCAAGAAAAAUGUGCUGAAUAUGCACCCAAUUUUGAUACCUGGGCAACUUGAUGCGAUGGUUACUGUCUUCCUAGACACCCUGCCGCCGCACACUGUAAAGCAAUCAAAUAAAGGCAGCGCGAAAUUCGUGCAGGCAAGUGGUUCGAGUCUUCCCGAGACAGGCAUGAAACGGAAACGGUCACCCGCAGUUGACGAGCAAAAUGCGCCGAUUGGCUUGCAGAAGCCAGGUCUGCCGUGCCGAAGCAUCCACAGCGCUCUUGUACUCUCAGUUCUGGCUCUUGGAAAGAUCUGUCUUCAUCAGGGAAAGAUUCCUGAAUAUGUGAAUGAGCAUGAUCAGCCAGCCCACAGUUCUCCCUCUGUCCGCAAUGGAGUUCUGUCUUCGCCCUCGCAAGGUUCUCCGCCGGGUCUUACGCCAGUACAAAAUUCUGGCCUCCCAUCUCCGAGAGAGAACGAGCGCUCCAUGUCGAGCCGGCGCCCGUCGUUGCAAGGACCCGGCUCCUCGCUGAAAGGCUAUGCCAUGAAGCGCAACCUCGACAUAAUCCCCGGCCUCGAAUACUACGCCCUUGCUGCAGACAUAUUCGGCAGUCAUAUCGGUGGCUACACCCUGAAACACGUCUAUGUGGCCCUAUUUCUGGGUCUCUAUCACGGGCAGCUUGGUCGUAUUUUGGAGAGUUGGUCAUAUAUAGCGCUUGCAGGACGAACGCUGCAGGUGGUGAUACGACCGAGCUUAUCCCGCUUAAGGAGUCUGGAAGGCCACGUACCCCAGACGAUUCGUGACAACCAGCUUGCGUUCGCUUUCUGGACUUGUUUGCAAUUAGAGAGUGAUAUUCUGGCCGAACUGCAGGUCCCACAGACUGGCAUCUUAGGCUACGAAGAAGGCAUGCCGUAUCCGAAUCUCUCCAAGAAAACCAACGAGGGUUACGCGCCUUAUGUGUUGAGUAGCUACAAUGCUCAGCUUUACCUCCGAAAGCAACUGAACUUGAUUCACGGAGGACUGUACAGCAGCGGAAUUCAAAGUAGCGGUGCUCAAGCAAAAACCACCGAAGAGAAGCUGCGAGAUUUCCAGGAGGGUCUCAAGAAUCCCGCUACCGCUGUGUGGAUCCCCCCCGAAUUUCGCUUUGAAGCCACUGAGCCACCGGCAAGUGACAUUCUUGCAGCACGUUUGCGUGCAAAGUACUGGGGCUCUCAGGUGCUCCUAUAUCGACCCUACGUGGAUUAUGUUCUUCACGGCGGAAGAUUGGGGAAACGCCACUUCAGCGAACCUCCCCCCCCUCGCAGUCAGUGGGCAGCGAAAGGGCUCGAUCUGGACGGUUAUCACGUGCCUGACGAGUUAGACCCACGAGCCCUUAACUAUGCGCGAUUGGGCAUAUUUGCCCUUGUGGAAAGCACUCGGGCCUUCCAUGGCCUCGACCCCAGGCACCGCCUGCAAGUCACGAAUGUUUUCACAACUGCUCAUGCUCAAUGGGGCAACCUGCUUGUUCUAGCAGCCUGCCACCGGCAUCCAGUUUUGAGCCAGUUCAUCCCCCGAGAACUCUUGCAAACUCUAUUUAGCCGGAUCAUCGGCUUCUUCAAGCUGAUUUCCCAUUCAACAAGCCCUCUCAAGAUGGACAUGAACAUCCUAAUUGGACUCUCUCGGAAACUAGGGUUCUCUAUAGAGGACGUCCACGGCCGUGCGAACUCGAGCUUCUCCAGCAUGACCAGUGCAGGGCCAAUACCAACAUCAACGCCCGGUGACAACUACCAUCCGGGCACGCCCGUGAUGGCCCCUCCGUCACAUGGCAUGUAUUGA
Messenger RNA from Neoarthrinium moseri, 3396 nucleotides. RefSeq lists its product as uncharacterized. The record is from RefSeq and is a predicted model, not a curated record. The transcript has 6 exons. Gene Ontology annotation, molecular function: zinc ion binding; DNA-binding transcription factor activity, RNA polymerase II-specific. The coding region runs from base 1 to 3396 and encodes 1131 amino acids. Gene Ontology annotation, biological process: regulation of DNA-templated transcription. Lineage: Eukaryota; Fungi; Ascomycota; Sordariomycetes; Amphisphaeriales; Apiosporaceae.